This is a messenger RNA of Centruroides sculpturatus (bark scorpion), 1305 nucleotides long. Its product is annotated as radial spoke head 14 homolog. The transcript is spliced from 10 exons. Bases 71 to 1126 code for a protein of 351 amino acids. The record is from RefSeq and is a predicted model, not a curated record. Lineage: Eukaryota; Metazoa; Arthropoda; Arachnida; Scorpiones; Buthidae.
UUCAAAAUUGAUUUUAAAUAUGUUCUAUUGAAUUUUAAAUUAUAAAUAGAAUAUUUAAAUAGAUUCAAAAAUGGAUAGAUGCUUUUUAAAUUCUGGUAAUGUAUCCAUUUCUUCAGUGGGUUAUCCAGUUAUUCAUCCGACCAAAGAGAAUUUUUCAUAUGAAACAUGGAAUUGUUAUAAAAUGAAUGUUCUGUGCCAAGAUAAUGACGAAGAGACACGGAAGAAAACUCUGCAAUCAUUAUGUGAUCUAUUAUAUGAUCCUCGAAAUGCUUAUCAAUAUCUUAGAAGAGGGCUUCGGGAGAAUUUAGAAAGUACGUGGACAGAUUCGGAUGAAUUUAUAUGUACAAAAGGGGCAGAAAUUCUUAGCAUAAUUACAGUUACACCAGCGGGAAGGAAAGCAUUUUUAGCUUUUGAUUUAAUUGAAGGAGCCAUACUAUUAUUAGAUAAUGUGUUGCAAAACGUUAGAAAACACGCAUAUACAACACUUAGAAAUUUAUCAUGUAAUCCAGAAGGUUCAGCAGCUAUCGUUUAUCAUGAUUUAAUCACCAUUCUGAUAAAGAAACUGAAAGAAGAAAAUGAUGAAAACAAAGAAAUUAUUCUCGAAAUUAUUCACGAAUGUUUGAAAAUCAACGCUCUUAAAACCGAAAAAGUACUGAAUGCCGGAGCUAUAGCCAUUAUAAUGGAACUAUUUGAAAGUGAUUCUAUUGUAAUAAAGCGAAAGGCAGCUAUCGUCAUGGCGGAUUUAUGCACGAUCGAACUCGGUAAAACUAUCGCGUGUGAACAGGCAUUAGAUGCUGUUAUAAAUCAUCUAAAAGAAACCACGGAUUCUGAAUUCAGAACGGAACUAUGUUACUUAUUAGUGAUGAUAACGGUAAUAAUUAAAGGAAAGUUUAAAGCUGUAGAAGGUAACGCUCUUCCACUUCUCUUAUCUAUACUAGAAGAUUCUAGUGUAGAAACACGCAAAAAUUGUCUAAAGGCAAUUACUAUGUUAGCAGAAGUUCCAACAGGAAGAGAAUUCUUCUUGAAAAAUAUCAAAGAGAUACGCCAUUUGCUGUCUGAUCCGGAUAAAGAAAUCAGAGAAAUCGCUGAAGUUGCGUACGAAGUCAUAAUUUGGAAGCCGAAUUGAAAUGAUAUUACCAAAAUGGCGGAGUACACCUUACGUCAAUUUGUCGUCAUUUACGAUUAUGGUUAAAUAUAAUGACGUCAAAUUGACGUAAAGUGAUCAUAUUUUUAUUAAUUAAUUUAUUACUUUUUUAAUAAAAAAAAUAAAAUCAAUGUCUUUUUUUUUAAAUUUAAAAUAAAAUU